GUAAAUAUUUCAAAUAAUCUAUAGCUUAGCUUAGCUAGUUCAUUGUGAUGAAGUUAACAGGUAGAAAAUACAAAAUGAAACUACUUUAGAAGUGGGUUAGCGGUUGAUUUACUAUUUAGUCGAUCACUUUUACAAAGGUUACGAGUCAAAACAAGUGUCGGGGGGGUUGGGCGUUUCCACCAAGCAUACGACCGAGGUUGGUUUAACCUGACGCACAACUCUACUAACUUCCCCCAACCUUGUAUCUCGCCAUGCGAAAACGAUCGCGAUUCAAACUUUUAACGUACCUUGCUGUAGCAGGGUUAAUAACACUUGUUUUCGUCGCUUUUAACAAUUCAGUUUUUGAUCCGUCUGUUCCGAGAAAUAGUCCUAUCUCUAAAGAGCUCCAUAAAGUAAUCUCACCUUCAACAUACAGGUUUAUACUGAACCAGCCAGAAGUGUGUGAGAAGAAGACUCCUUUCCUAAUUCUGAUGAUCCCAGUUACUCUCAAAGACGCAGAGGCGAGGACUGCUAUCAGGAGAACGUGGGGUCAAGAUGGCUUGGUUCCUGGUGUGAGUAUUUUGCAUUUGUUUGUCGUUGGUCAGCCUGCAAGAAGUGACCCAGUACUACAGGAACACCUUCAGAAGGAGAGCAAGGAACAUGGAGAUAUUAUUCAGAUGGAUUUUGUGGACAGUUACCAAAAUCUUACAGUCAAAACAAUGAUGAUUAUGAAUUGGGUAGCCACCUACUGCCAGAGUGCUUGGUAUGCCAUGAAGAUUGAUGCUGAUAUCUUUCUUAAUGUGUAUUACCUGGUGGAUUACCUGCAUGGCCGGGGUGAAUCAAGGAAAGACUACAUCACUGGAUCGGUCAUUUCAGAUGCAAUUCCACACAGGGACAGCAUCAACAAAUGGUACAUCUCUAAGGAUCUUUAUGCAAAAUCCUGGUAUCCACCAUACGUUUCGGGAGCUGCCUAUCUUUUUUCCACUGACUUGGCUGGAAAAAUAUCAUGGGCCUCAAGAUUUGUGCAACCAAUUCCACUUGAAGAUGUCUAUGUGGGGUUGUGUCUGGACGUGCUGGGUGUAAAACCAGUUUAUGCAACAAAGUUUCUUGGACUUAGAAAUCUUUUUGAGGUGCGCAGACUUAAAUAUGAAAGAUGCACUUUUGCCACGCGCAUUAUAGUCAAUGGUUUUAAGCCAAAGUAUCUUCUUCGCAUCUGGCAUGACUUUCAGAAGUCUCGUUUUACAUGUUGAAAACAAAUAAAAUAUAAUAAUUACCAGUGUUGAGGAAAUUACUAUUGAAAGUAAUGCAUUACAGUAUUGAGUUACUCCCCAAAAAAGUAACUAGUUGUGUAGUUACUUUUUAGGAUAAGUAAUGAGUUACAUUACUUUUAUUACUUUUUAUUACCUGGCUGAGGCUUGAUCUUUCGCAGAACUUUUUUUUCUUCUUUUUUUAAUAGAGGAGCUCUGCACUUUAACACACUGUAUAACAUACACCUACAUUUACCUUUAAAAACACAUAAAAAAAAUUAGGAUAAUGUUAACUGAGAACUUCCUGACCCCAGAGCUAUACAUGCUGUAUGUACAAAUAAUAGAAAAUUUAAAGCAAUGUGUUUGCUACUUUUGGCCUAUUUGUCUUAAGUAAAAUCACUGUCCAUUGAGACAAUCUCCUUUUCCUUUUCUUCGAUGCGUUGAAAAUAAUGAACACAUUCUCUCAUGGACUGCGUGAUUCAUUGUGACUACUUUAAUUUUAAUUCAGCAAUUUAUUUUUUAAAAGCGAAUGAAUUAAGUUAAAAAAGUAACUCAAAUAUUAUUGCAUAUUUUUUAAAAGUAAUGCAUUACUUUACUCGUUACUUAAAAAAAGUAAUAUUAUUAUGUAACUCACAUUACUUGUAAUGUGUUACCCUCAACACUGAUAAUAACACAUAAUAAACAUAAAUAGUCAUUGUUAUACAGAUAAAAUAGAACAUGGACUUGGUUGAAGUGGAGAUUAGAAACACUUUAGAUAACAGAAACAUUAACAAAGACUUUUUUUCCAAAAUCCAUCGUCCUCCAGAAGGAUGUAAAAUUAUGAAAUUAUGUUAUUUACAGGAUUUGGCUUAAAGGGCGAAAUUUACUAAUAUGAAUGACAAUCUCUUUUUAUUGGCAGAUUAUUGGCUAAAUUAUGUGCCCUUCUAAAGCUGUAUUUGUUUAAACUAGAUGCUUGUGCUCCUGUUUUUUCUCUCUGUGUGUAUUAGAAUAUUAGGUAAAGGUCAUGUUCCAUGAAAUAUUUUGUAAAUGUCCUACUGUAAACAUAUAAAAAAACUUUUUGAUUACUUA
This is a messenger RNA of Danio aesculapii, 2294 nucleotides long. It is a transcript of the gene b3galt8, whose product is annotated as beta-1,3-galactosyltransferase 8. The transcript has a single exon. Gene Ontology annotation, molecular function: N-acetyl-beta-D-glucosaminide beta-(1,3)-galactosyltransferase activity. Lineage: Eukaryota; Metazoa; Chordata; Actinopteri; Cypriniformes; Danionidae. The record is from RefSeq and is a predicted model, not a curated record. The coding region runs from base 252 to 1229 and encodes 325 amino acids. Gene Ontology annotation, cellular component: membrane.